Molecule: messenger RNA, 1685 nt
Organism: Corylus avellana
Lineage: Eukaryota; Viridiplantae; Streptophyta; Magnoliopsida; Fagales; Betulaceae
Product: cytochrome P450 CYP94D108
Molecular function (GO): oxidoreductase activity, acting on paired donors, with incorporation or reduction of molecular oxygen; heme binding; iron ion binding
Source: RefSeq, a predicted model, not a curated record
UCUCUCACUCUCUCUCUCUCUCUGUCUCUCUUGUCGCCUAUGGCUAUGGAGCUCUUGUCUUUCCAAUCCUUCCUCUUCUUCUUUCUUCUUUCUCUCUAUGUCUACCUCCGUUUUAACACUUCCCCAAAGAAACCCAUCAACGGCAACGGCUUCAAAGUCUACCCUCUACUCGGAACACUACCGGAGUUCUUGAUGAACCGGCACCGUUUCCUUGACUGGACAACCGAAAUUCUCACCAACACCGCCACUAACACCGCCGUAUUCCGGCGUCCCGGGAAGCUCCAGGGCGUCAUCACCGCCAACCCGUCCAACGUUGAGCACAUGCUGAAGACCAACUUCGAGAACUACCCCAAAGGCGAGCGGUUCAUAGCGCAUCUCGAAGACUUUCUCGGCCGAGGAAUCUUCAACUCCGACGGGGAGCUCUGGAAGGUCCAAAGAAAGACCGCCAGCCACGAGUUCAACACCAAGUCGCUCCGGAGCUUUGUCAUGCAAAACGUCACCGUUGAGAUCGACGCGAGACUGGUUCCCAUUUUGGAAAGAGCGUCGGAGACGGCGCGCGUGUUGGAUUUGCAGGACAUCCUGGAGCGCUUCGCGUUUGACAACGUUUGCAAAUUGGCUUUCGACGUCGACCCGGGUUGUCUUGGCGGUGACGGCACCGCUGGGGCCGACUUCAUGCGGGCUUUCGAGAACGCCGCCACGCUUAGCUCCGGGAGAUUCAUGUACGCCAUCCCCAUUCUGGGAAAGCUUAAAAGGUUUCUCAACGUUGGAUCAGAGCGAAAGCUAAAAGAAGCAAUCAGAACCGUCCACGAAUUCGCGGAUGAGAUGAUACGGUCUAGAAGGAAACAAAAGACAGAAAAAGAAGAAGACCUGCUGUCCCGGUUUAUGGCAAAGGAAGAAAACUCGCCCGAAUUUCUCCGAGAUAUCGUGAUAAGCUUCAUUCUUGCUGGACGGGACACGACCUCGUCGGCUUUGAGCUGGUUCUUUUGGCUCUUAUCGUCGAAACCGGAGGCGGAGCGAAACAUAUUGACGGAGCUGGAAAACAUCCGAGUCCGUAACGGGAAAAAUACGAGCGAUGCAUUUAGUUUUGACGAGCUCCGAGAGAUGCAUUAUCUGCAUGCGGCGAUAUCGGAAGCGAUGAGGCUGUACCCGCCGGUACCGGUGGAUAGCAAAGCGUGCCUGAAGGACGAUAUAAUGCCGGACGGGACGUUUGUGGGGAAGGGUUGGCUUGUGACGUAUCACACGUAUGCGAUGGGGAGAAUGGAGAGCAUCUGGGGGAAGAAUUGCCGGGAGUUUUUGCCGGAAAGAUGGAUGGAAAACGGAGUGUGUAGGCAGGAGAGCCCGUUUCGGUUUCCGGUUUUCCAUGGCGGGCCGAGAUUUUGCCUGGGAAAAGACAUGGCGUAUAUUCAGAUGAAGUCGAUUGUAGCUUCAGUGAUAGAGAGGUUUGAGAUUGAGGUGGUGGAGAAGAAGGAGAAGGGCCUACAGCAUUUGUUGUCGUUGACUUUGAGGAUCAAUGGUGGGUUACCCGUGAAGCUGAGGAAGAGAUGUGUCGAUGCCACACCCGCAAAUUAAUCUACAUGUUUUUUUUUUUUUUUUUUUUUAAUAAAUAAUAUAGAAAUCAUAUGUAAUAUAAAAUAAUGUUCAAUCUUGCAUGUUGUAAUAUAUUAAUGCUUUAAUUGUUGUUUUAA